AUGAUUAUCUACAAAGACGUCUUUAGUGGAGAUGAAUUCGUUUCUGACGCUUAUCCUAUGAAAUUGGUUGACGAUGUUGCAUUUGAAGUUGACUGUCAGCUUGUAACGGUUAAAAAAGGAGCUGAAGUCGAUAUUGGAGCAAAUCCCUCAGCUGAAGGAGGCGAAGAAGAACUCGAAGAGGGCAGUGAACAAGUUAAUAACAUAGUUUACACUUUUCGUCUUCAAGAAACUUCUUUCGAUAAGAAAGGCUAUCAACUCUAUCUUAAGGAUUAUUUGAAAAAACUUGCUAAACAUCUUCAAGCGAACAAUCCAGAUUUAGAUAUAAAAGCGUGGCAAGCUAAGAUUAGCGCUUUUAGUAAAAAAAUCUUUGAUAGUUUCAAAGAUUAUCAGUUCUUUACCGGCGAGUCUUUUGAUCAGUCAGGUACAAUCGCAUUGUUGAAUUAUCGUGAGGACGGGGUUACACCGUAUAUCACAUUGUUCAAGGAUGGGCUACUUGAAGAGAAAGUGUAA
Messenger RNA from Funneliformis geosporum, 510 nucleotides. Lineage: Eukaryota; Fungi; Glomeromycota; Glomeromycetes; Glomerales; Glomeraceae. The record is from the annotation of a GenBank genome assembly.